Molecule: messenger RNA, 641 nt
Organism: Rhagoletis pomonella (apple maggot)
Lineage: Eukaryota; Metazoa; Arthropoda; Insecta; Diptera; Tephritidae
Exons: 2
Coding region: 103-567 (154 amino acids)
Source: RefSeq, a predicted model, not a curated record
AAUGGGUCUGGUGGUAAACGAGGACAAGACGAAGUAUCUCCUGUCAUUUCCCACCAAUCAGCGAAGCAAAACUGAAGGAAUGGGCCGGAUAUACGAAAGCUCAUGAAAUCAAAGAAAUUUAUAGGUGCUUUAGACGAUAAUGAUUACUUUGCGUGGAGGGCAGUGAAGAAAGUCAUACGAUAUUUUUUGGGAAGUACGCGAGCACACAAUUACCCCGCUCUUGUGACCAAGAUGUUGCACUACUUCCAGAAAAUUGGAGUGAAUAUGUCCCUCAAAAUUCACUUCUUGCAUCACCAUCUCGAAUACUUCAGCAAGCAGCUAGCCUCAGAGUCGGAUGAACAUAGCGAGCGCUUCCAUCAAGUGGCAAUGCCAAUGGAAACGCGAUAUAAAGGCAAAGGCUCGAUUCGCUGGUGGCUGAAAUUUGUUGGUGGUCGCAAAAGACGUACGAUCCCGACAAUGAAGAUGAAGAAGGAGAAUAUACAAUGGGAGUUUCCUCCGAGGAUGAAGACAGAUCCUCAUCCGAUACAGACUCUGAACAAGUGGGCGAACCACCACGCAAGAAAGUAAAGGGCGCAAACAAACGAAAAUAAGUUUUGCGUUCAUCGAUUUUUAUAACCUACGUAUCUAUGUAAUAACCUAAU